CAGAGCAUGAUGACCUCAGCCACUAUCAAGUGAGGCUGUAAUGUCUUGUAGUAUUCCCUUCAGGUAAGUUAAGUAAGGGUUUCAUCUCAGAAAAAAAGGCUUUUUGGAGUGGGUGGUCUCAGAACAAAGACCGAGGACUGAAUAAAGUCUCCAUCUGGGAGUCAAACCCAUGCAGAUAGACCUCUACAUCUGCACAGAGUUCCACUGAAGAAUCACCACCAAGCUGGAACAAACAAGUAAAAGCAUUGACUCAAGUGCCCACAUGAUCACCACUGCCAGGGUACCUGCUGAUAAACCAGUGCGAAUUGCCUUCAGCCUGAAUGACUCCUCAGAUGAUGCUUCUUCUGAAAACUUUCCUUUGGCAUUUCCCGAACUAGAUCAGCAGCUGCAGCCACUGCCUCCUUGUCAUGAUUCUAAGGAAUCUAUGCAGGUAUACAAACAGCACUGCAAAAUAGCAGAAGAAUACCAUGAAGUCAAGAAAGAAAUUGCUUUAUUGGAAGAAAGAAAAAAGGAGCUGAUUGCCAGGCUGGAAGAAGUGGAAAAGGAAAGCAUGGACGCUGCUCAGCUGGCUAAGGAGUACGCAGAACUGACAGAGGAGAACCGAACACUGAAGCUGGCCCAGACACAGUGUGUAGAACAACUGGAAAAGCUCAGGAUACAGUACCAAAAAAGACAGGGGUCCUCAUAACUCUCAGCUAGCUUAUGUGAGGCAGGGUUGGUCCUGUGCUGGAAAGAGAUUUUAAAAUAAAGGUCUAUUUAAUAUGUUAUAAUACUUUACUACAGAUACAGAGUAUGUGGAAGUCUAUAUUUGAUUUAAUGCUUGUCAGCCAGUAGCUUAAUAUAAUGGAUAUUUCAUCCAUUAUAUAAUGGAUAUUUUAUUUUGAGUAACAUAAUUGAAGUUAAUUUAUCCCCAUUAUAUGUUCUAGUAGAUCAGGUUUCUUUUCUAAACAUAUUUCUUCCAAUUUAAGAAGAUAUGAACACACUAGAGAAUGAUAUAAAUAGUCUCUGUGUUGGGAAUUUGGACCAUACUAAGGCAUACAGCAGGGACAGUGUUAAUAUAUGGCAUACAUGUAUGUUAAUUUUAGUUUGCUGAAGAUCUUUUUAAAUUAUUUUGCUCAUGCCUAGAGUGUUUGGAAGUUAUCUUAAAACAGAUCUCCUCACUGGUAAAAACUAUGCUUUGUUAUCCCAUGUCAACUUUACAUGAGAAAUUGCAUAUUAAAAAUUAAAGUAACAUACUUUUUUUUUUUAAUCAAAUGAAGGUAAUGCCAGAAAUGACUGGCAAGUUAUGAAAUUAAAAGGAGAGAGGUAAGAUCAAAUUUUCCUUCCUCACAUGUAAAGACAGAUGAAAGUAUUUUAUUGUGCUUUUUUGUCAUACAAGAAAUGAAAAAUUAAUAUAUGGAUAGUACUGUCAAAUAUUCAGCUAUGUCAGUAAAAGUACUGUGAUGGUAUUUUGUUCUUUUCAAAUCUAUUUUGAAACACGAGUAGCUAUAAGGAGGGACAGGAGUUCUGUGAUAUACAAAUAACCCUGAAGUAAAAGGUUAGCUGCACUUGUUCUAUUUAUCCCCGUAUUUUCCUAGAUCAACUGAAAAUUCUUUGUUAUACUUCCAUUUCUAUUCAUACAGUAUUUUUUUCAUUAAAAGUGGAUAUAGAAAAGCCA
Messenger RNA from Pogoniulus pusillus (Red-fronted tinkerbird), 1657 nucleotides. RefSeq names its product MAP3K7 C-terminal like (gene MAP3K7CL). The record is from RefSeq and is a predicted model, not a curated record. NCBI's taxonomy places the organism in Eukaryota, Metazoa, Chordata, Aves, Piciformes, Lybiidae. The coding region runs from base 263 to 688 and encodes 141 amino acids. Gene Ontology annotation, cellular component: cytosol; nucleus. The transcript has 6 exons.